This is a messenger RNA of Physcomitrium patens, 1758 nucleotides long. RefSeq names its product methylsterol monooxygenase 1-1. Lineage: Eukaryota; Viridiplantae; Streptophyta; Bryopsida; Funariales; Funariaceae. The record is from RefSeq and is a predicted model, not a curated record. Gene Ontology annotation, molecular function: iron ion binding; oxidoreductase activity. Gene Ontology annotation, biological process: lipid biosynthetic process.
CAAACAGUUGAAAUAUGUUGUCCUGCGGAAUCAGUUGCCGCAGCAUCUGGAGAAUCGGGAGUGUCGUGCCUAUUUAGCUUCUAGGAGUCUGCACUUGCAUCGUGAGUUUCGCAUUGCAUUGGUUGCGGCAUUUUUAUACAGUGUUUUUGGAGGAGGAAGUGUGGGUUUUUUCGGGAUAAUUUGGAUGUGAAUCUGCAGAUCGGAGGGUGUUCUUGGCGUUGGAUCAAGGUGGGAAUUGAAGUAGCGAGAGAGAGAGAGAGAGAGAGAGAGAGAUGAUUUUACUUACGAACAUUGGCCAAGCGGAGGUGGCUUUAGGGAGAUCGUUGACGUACUGGGAAGGAUUGUGGUGGGAAGGGACUCACAAUGUGAGUGACUAUUACUUGUACUGUUUGAACAUCAUCUUUUUGUUUACCAUCUUCACGAUCGCGCCGUUGCCCUACGUGCUGCUGGAUGUGUGGAAGGUGAAGAGUGCGGAGAAGUACAAGGUGCAGCCUGGAGUGCAUAAUGCGCCAUCAGCAACAUGGCGGUGUUACAAGGUUGUGAUGUGGACAUUCUUCACGGUGGUUGGGCCUUUGCAGCUGUGCUCGUUUCCUGCGGUGAGGUCUAUAGGAAUUCGGUUUGGUGUGCCGUUGCCGUCUGUCGGAGAGGUAUGCAUGCAGCUUGUUCUGUAUACCAUGGUGGAAGAUUACGGCAACUACUGGUUGCACCGUUGGUUGCAUAAUGGUUGGUGGUACGAUAAGAUACAUAGUGUACACCAUGAAUUUGCGACUCCGAUGAGCUUUGCCGCGCCGUAUGCACACUGGGCGGAGGUUAUGAUUUUAGGAGUGCCGACUUUCGUGGGUCCUGCGAUGGCGCCUGGUCAUAUCAUCACCUUCUGGCUUUGGAUUGCGAUACGUCAGUUGGAGGCCAUUGAGACUCAUAGCGGAUACGAUUUUCCUUGGAAUCCUACACGCCUGAUUCCUUUCUAUGGAGGGGCAGAGUAUCACGAUUACCACCACUUUGUUGGAGCGAAGUGCUCGAGCAACUUUGCCUCGGUGUUCACAUAUUGCGAUUGGAUCUAUGGUACCGAUAAGGGAUACCGCUACAUGAAGGAGAUGCACAAGCGGGGGCUGGUCGCGAAGGGCCAAGCACAAGAACAGAACGGAAAUGGAUGGCUUCAGAAGAAUGACCUGAAAGGCCUCCCUGCCUCCUUAUCUGAGGGUAUCAGAGCGUCAUAAUGCCUCCAUUUUUCAUGAUACUUUCGAUGUCUCCGUCGAUUUUUCGGCUGCAAUCCCUUUCACGCUGGAAUUUCUGUUUAGAAUGUAGCUUCUCUCUUCUGCAGCCAUCUGAAUUAGGACACAAAUGAGACACCGAAGACGUUCUAGUGGAGGAAUAGAAGCACUACAUUAUGAGAAGACCAGGUCAAGUGACAAAUAUGCAAUACGUUCUGCCCCACCUACUACGAUAGAAUGUGCACCAGUUCAACCUCAUGCUACAGGGAUCAGUCACGAGUUUGUAGCAUGCAGAGCUCUUUGAACGUUCUUUUCUUCUAUUCAAUAGAGCGUGUAUUCCUUGGAUAGGGCUAGUGCACAGUUAACCUUUGUUAUUUCGUAAUAUUGUGAUGCAUAAUACACUUAAAAUGUCUGGAUUCUGCUGGUGGCGUACUUGGCAUGAAUUUAAGCAUUUUAUCAUCAGGUUUUCUCGGAUUCAUUUCUAGCAACUAUUCUAGAUGCAGGAGUCUAAUUCUUUUCCUUGAGAAACCGAGGCUUAUUGCUACCA